AUGAAUGACGGUACACUUGUUGUUCGUGGAGAGAAGGUUCCGUCGCGAAAUGUAGGCGGUGUUGGUUUUGUUGUGCACCCAUCUGUCGUCCAUCUUGUCGAUUCACACGAGAUCCUGUCACCUCGUCUGGCCAUUCUUCGCCUCCACUCUCCGCGCCAAAAACCCAUCAGUAUCAUCAACUGUUACUCACCCACAUCAGCAGCUGAUGAACCUGAAUUGGACGCGUUUUACGAGGAGCUGGAAGAAGUAAUACGCAACGAGAAGUCCUUCUACAAAUUCGUUGUCGGAGACUUCAACGCAAAACUAAGAAAGGUCACAGAAGAGGAAUACAGGAUUGGAAGAUUUGGACUAGGGGACCGGAAUGAAAAUGGCAAUCGUCUCGCCGGGCUGUUGUCCGCCGCUCGCCUCUUUCAUGGAAACUCUUUUUUCAUGAAAAAAGAUCAUCGUCGGUGGACAUGGGAAUCGCCCAAUGGCGCGACUCGCGCGGAGAUCGACCACAUACUCACCAACCGGAGGUGGUGUCUACUUGACUUCUCAGUAGCACCAUCCUUUUGUAGUGGUUCUGAUCACCGUCUCCUUCGUGCGAAAAUACGACUUAGCAACACGAUGGAAAAGAACAUCUGCUAUCGGCAAAGAAGGGGAAAAGAAGUCGUCUACGACGAUUGCAUACUCGAGGACUCCUUGUCCCAAGGUGACUGGCACAUCGAGGAGGACCCAAACGUGGACUACAAGAUGUGCUCAGAGGAUUACGAGCCUGUGCUGAGCGUGCCUCGAAGCCGCGCACGACAAACUUGGAUCGAAUUUCGAAGACCACCAAGGAAUUGUUGGAAAGAAGAAGAACUUUGA
Necator americanus (New World hookworm) is the source of this 846-nucleotide messenger RNA. RefSeq lists its product as uncharacterized. Gene Ontology annotation, molecular function: catalytic activity. Gene Ontology annotation, cellular component: nucleus. The record is from RefSeq and is a predicted model, not a curated record. NCBI's taxonomy places the organism in Eukaryota, Metazoa, Nematoda, Chromadorea, Rhabditida, Ancylostomatidae. Gene Ontology annotation, biological process: chromatin remodeling. Bases 1 to 846 code for a protein of 281 amino acids. The transcript has a single exon.